Molecule: messenger RNA, 4431 nt
Organism: Cynara cardunculus var. scolymus (artichoke)
Lineage: Eukaryota; Viridiplantae; Streptophyta; Magnoliopsida; Asterales; Asteraceae
Exons: 5
Coding region: 1-4431 (1476 amino acids)
Biological process (GO): DNA repair; telomere maintenance
Molecular function (GO): DNA helicase activity
Source: RefSeq, a predicted model, not a curated record
AUGGAAAACUUCGAAGAGGUCGGUGAAAUUCGUGUACCCCUUUCACGUCUUGCACAUUUUGAGAGGCGCCAUAAACUCAGAGAAAAAAGAUUGCUACAUUUACCCACUUCUCAGUUACAUGUAGUUCAAAAGGUUAUAUGUAAACGUGCUAGACUUCGCAGGAAAAUUGAAAUUAUUAAUCGGUCAGUACUUCCAAAUCCGGAGAAGACACAAUUAAAAGUUCAAUGUGUUAAGAUAUUCAUCGAUCAAAUUCCAACGUUUUGGAAUUUAGAAGAAAACUCUGCAACUCCGUGGAAUUUUGGUAAACCGAAUCACACUUGUGGACAAUGUGGUGCCAUCAUGUGGUACGAAGAAAGAUCUCGAAAGGACAGAAAAACAUCUAAUCCAACGUUUAUGAGUUGUUGUUCGGAGGGCCGCGUCAAACUACCAUUGCUUCCCCCAACACCACAAACACUUGAUUACCUUCUUUCCUUAGAAUCUGGGAAAAAAGGCGUCAAUUUCCGAAAAGAGAUAAGAACUUACAAUUCAAUGUUAGCAUUCACUUCGCUUGGAUGUCGUGUGGAUUCCAAGAUUAAUUGUGCGAAAGGUCCCUACAUCUACAGGGUUAGUGGCCAAAAUUAUCAUAGGAUUGGUUCUUUGUUACCAGAAAUUGGGAAGAAACCUCAAUUCGCGCAACUAUAUAUCUACGACACUGAAAAUGAGACAAAUAACAGAAUUGAAGCAAUGAGAAGGCAAUUUGGAGUGGACGRCCUUGAUCUUCAAAUUACACAGGAUCUGUCUACAAUGUUAGAAGGAAGCAAUGUGUUAGUACAUUCAUUUCGCAUGGCAAGAGACAGAUAUAUGUGUGAACCGAAUACUGUUUUUCGAUUACGGAUCAUAAACAGUCGCACAACGGAUGGCCGACAAUACAAUCUACCAAGUGCUAAUGAAGUUGCAGGCUUGAUUGUUGGUGACCUGAGCGAAAACAAUUUCGAGCGUGAUGUUAUUGUUGAACAUCGUACAACURGAYUUCAACGGAUUACUGAUCUCCAUCCGUCUUUUAUGUCGAUGACAUACCCGUUAAUACAUCCUUACGGUGAAGAUGGGUUCAGGCAAAAUAUAUUACUCCAAAACAUGGACGGAUCUUCUUCAAAGAGACAAUUUGUAACAAUGCGACAAUACUAUUGUUUUCGUUUGCAACAACGAUCAAACAAGGGCCAUACUCUUCUUCGUGCAGGUAGGCUUCUUCAACAAUACAUUGUCGAUGCUUAUAUGACGAUUGAAGAAGGCAGAUUUCGGUGGAUUCGUAAUAAUCAAGAUCAAUUACGAACAGAUUUAUUUUCUGGGUUGAUGGAUGCCAUAAAUCGUGGUGACACAGAUGGAAAAAAAAUCGGAAAGUCAAUAAUACUACCCUCAUCACAUACCGGUAGUCCAAGGUAUAGAGUUCAAAAUUACCAAGAUGCCAUGGCAAUAUGCAAGUGGGCUGGGUACCCGGAUAUUUUCCUGACAUUUACUUGCAACCCCAAAUGGCCGGAGAUAAAUGAAAUGCUCCACUUAAUAGAACAAGAAGAUGAUCCAAAUCGGGUUGACAUUGUAAGCAGGGUUUUCGAAAUAAAGCUCAAACAAUUGAUGGCGGACUUAAAAACUGGAAAACCAUUCGGAACGAUAAUUGCAUGUUUAUAUACCAUUGAGUUUCAAAAGAGAGGUCUUCCCCAUGCCCACAUCUUACUUUUCUUGGAGUCGUCAGGGAAAAACCCAUCGACAGAUCGUAUUGACAGAAUCAUCACGGCCGAGAUUCCAAAUCAAAGUAUCGAUCCAGAUGGGUUUAACGCAGUAACCAAAUUCAUGAUUCAUGGGCCAUGCGGAGAUCUCUAUCCAUCAUCCCCGUGUAUGUUACAGAGCAAAUGCUCUAAGCAUUUUCCCAAAAAAUUUGUCCCGCACACAAUAAUUGAUCAAGAUGGAUUUCCAAUAUACAGAAGAAGAGAUACAGGAGCUUUUGUGGAGAAGAAAACACAUAAGUUGGACAAUCGAUAUGUCGUACCUCAUAACAGAGAUCUGAUUGUUAAAUUCGAUGGUCAUAUCAAUGUUGAGCUUUGUAAUCAUUCAAGAGCCGUGAAGUACCUAUUCAAGUACAUACAUAAGGGUUCUGAUAGAGCUACUGCUACAGUUUAUUCAACAAACUCGAAUGAUGACCAUGAUGAAAUAAAGACAUAUUUAGAUUGCAGAUACAUUUCGGCUGCUGAAGCAUGUUGGCAGUCGGUAGUGGUCAAGCCUGGAGUAAGUAGAACAAAGUUCACAGAAUGGCUCGACACCAACAAAAGAAAUCCGGAUGCCAGAGAACUUAGUUACUCAGCAUUCCCAAAACACUGGGUCUGGAAUGCAAGAGAUAAAGCAUGGACAAGACGUAAAAAGGGCAUAUCAAUUGGCAGAAUAUACUUCACUCAUCCGUCAUCCGGAGAAAGGUUUUACAUGCGCAUGCUUUUAAACUUUGUAAAAGGGUGCACUUCGUACGAACACAUUCGAACAGUGAAUGGCAUCACAUAUCCUUCUUUCAAGGGAGCUUGCUAUGCUCUUGGAUUGUUAGAUGAUGAUGAUGAAUGGGUUGAUUGCUUAACAGAGGCAGCAAAUUGGGCAACUGGUCACGAGUUGCGACAUUUGUUUGUCACAAUUCUUGCAAAUUGCCAAGUCUCAAAUGCACCAAAUCUUUGGAAAAGAAAUUACGCAGCAUUGUCCGAAGAUAUAGCAACACUACAACGUAAAAAAUACAAAGCACACGGCAUGCAACUAACGGAUGAUCAAAUUGAGGCUCACACAUUGUUCGAGAUCGAGGCAAUCAUGUUGAAAAUGGGAAAAAGUUUAAAAGACAUAGAUGGAAUGCCACUCCCAAAUACCGAACUUUUACGAGAAUUUCGUAACAGAUUGGUCAAUGAAGAGCUUGACUAUUGUACCCAUGAUUUGAAGGUUGCUCAUGACAUCGCAUUUUCCAGUCUUAAUACUUGCCAGAGAAGAGCUUAUUAUGCCAUUCUUGCGUCAGUGUACAAUGAUCGAGGUGACUUGAUUUUCAUUCACGGUCGUGGAGGAAAGGGGAAAACUUUUCUUUGGAAUACAGUCGUAUCAAGACUUAGAUUAGAAGGAAAGAUAGUAUUACCGGUUGCUACUUCAGGCAUUGCAGCUUUGUUACUACCAAAUGGAAGAACGGCUCAUUCAAGAUUCCGAAUCCCAUUGGAUUUAACUGCAGAGUCAACUUGCGAAAUUCGUCACGGCACACAUAUAGCUGAGUUACUUCAACAAACGACAUUGAUUAUUUGGGAUGAAGCCCCUAUGGCACAUAAACACUCAUUUGAAGCAUUGGAUAAAAGUUUGCGUGAAAUAAUGAGUUGUCGUUAUGAAAAUAGUAAAGACAAACCAUUUGGUGGACUCACAGUUGCUUGUGGUGGUGACUUUCGGCAAAUUCUGCCAGUAAUACCAAGGGGAAAUCGAGCCGACAUUGUGAAUUCAGCACUAAAUUCAUCUUAUUUGUGGCCUUUGUUCAAAGUAUACGAGCUCAAUGAGAAUAUGCGUUUGCAAUGCAACAUUUUGUCACCGACAGAUAUGAUAAAUAUUAAGGUGUUUGACUCAUGGAUGCUACAAAUCGGAAAUGGCACUGCCUACGAUGAUGUAACAAAUGAAUUGCUAAAGUUGCCCGCUGGCAUCUUCCCAGAAACAAUUGGCAACCCGAUUGAAUCAGUGGUUGAAAUGAUAUAUCCUUCUMUCUUGGAAAACUGUAAUUGUCCUUCAUAUAUAACUGAAAGGGCAAUUCUCAYGCCAAAAAAUGAUAUGGUCCAUGAAUUGAACACAUUUAUCAUGGACAUGCUUCCAGGAGAAGGAAAAACAUAUCUAAGUUCAGACACAGUUUGCAAAGGAAGUGUACAAACAAAUGAGGAAGACCUCCUUUAUCCAACUGAAUUCUUGAAUGGUUUGCAAUUCAAUGGCGUACCAAAUCACGAGAUUCAGCUAAAGGUAGGAGCCCCAGUUAUGUUAUUACGCAACAUCAAUCAAACAGAAGGAUUGUGCAAUGGAACACGAUUGAUUGUCACAUUUCUUGGAACAUGGUCUGUUAGAGGUGACAUUAUUUCAGGAACUAAUAAAGGAAAAAGUGUCACUAUUCCAAGAAUAAUAAUGUCGCCCAAUGAAUCAAAAUGGCCAUUCAAGCUUAAUCGACGUCAAAUACCAUUGGUCCCAUGCUUUGCUAUGACAAUUAAUAAAAGCCAGGGACAAUCUUUAAGUCGUGUUGGCUUAUACCUCCCGAAACAGGUUUUCACACAUGGACAACUAUAUGUUGCUGUUUCACGAGUGACAUCGCAUGAAGGAUUAACCAUAAUAAAUGCCGAUGAAGAAAUGGAACACCGUACACUCAUAAAAAACAUUGUCUACCAUGAAGUGUUCAAUAACAUUCAUCCAUCCACCGAGUAA